Molecule: messenger RNA, 4098 nt
Organism: Helobdella robusta
Lineage: Eukaryota; Metazoa; Annelida; Clitellata; Rhynchobdellida; Glossiphoniidae
Exons: 34
Coding region: 1-4098 (1365 amino acids)
Biological process (GO): microtubule-based movement
Cellular component (GO): dynein complex
Molecular function (GO): dynein light intermediate chain binding; minus-end-directed microtubule motor activity; dynein intermediate chain binding
Source: RefSeq, a predicted model, not a curated record
AUGUUUCAAAAAAAGCACAACCCCAAAUUAUCGCCCAUAACCUCUAAAAGAUCUUUCACUAACAGUGACAGGCCCCAGUCUAGAAUUAUAUUUAAUAGAGACUUGUCGCCAGAUGGCGAGCCGAAAAUUAGGCUGAGGGGUUACUAUUCGGACAUCCUUGGCGGGAAUACGUUGUCUAAAAUGACGUUUUAUGACGGAGCGUCAAACUAUGAAAACUUCAUGUGGAAUGCCUUUACAGAGCAACACAUGCCGAACGGUAGAGAUUUUUUAGAUAGUUCUUACGAGCCAAAGGUGCAACUGCCGUAUAAAGUUUUGUAUAAAUCUUGUCCGAGAGAAGUUGAAAUAUUGAGACGCAAGAAGCAAUUUGCCUCGCUAGACCUGGAGACCUUGUUGCGUAGACUAAACAUCGACACCAACCUACUGAUGCCAAAGCAUGAAGAAUUGGAAGAGAGCGGGGAAAAACCCAAAAUAAUCCUCAACUACGAUCAGAACGAUCCAGCUCCGUUUCCGGCUUUUCUAAAUUUAGAACUCUUCGACGACACCGAAUACGACUGUCGGAAUCCGAUUGAGUGGAUAGCGUUGGGUCGAUUCGAUACCGAGAUUUAUAAACCGGUUCCUGGGUUGGCUUUGUUACCGGUUUUGGAUGAGCAUAGAGAUUUAGAUCCAAGGACACCAUACAUAGAAUACAAAUGGGUGGACGUAGGUAUGCUAAACUACGACCCAUACACCAGAAGGUACCUGGUACAGAAGGUAGACUGCAACGGUAGGGUUCUGAACCACGAGGGCAAGCCAACCAUCAUGGGGCCGGAUGUCUUCACGAGAUUUAAGAACGAACCUCUGCUGAUCAGCCAGUACUGGGUGCCACGUAUCCAACUGAUGUUCAGAGCAGAGGACCCUGAAAUUUUUGCAAGGAGGGUGGCCGAUGCUUGCAACAGUCGCAGGAAGACAGAAAGUUUGCUGAGGUACGAGUUGUACGUAGACUGCAUGCCAUUGGACAGAGUUGGAGAGAUAGAUCCGGCUGUCGUGAGGAGGAUUGUUGAGUUAACUAAGAAAGGAUUGAAUGUCAAGGAUAGGGAUUCUAUGGAGGAAUUGCUGUUCACAUUGACAACGGAAUUGAGAAUGGAGUUCAGUAGGACGAUGAACAAGAUAGCCUUCAACAGGAUCGUCUAUGACAAUCCCAGCGAGUUCGCAUUCGUCACCCUUCCCGAUUGCAUUCCGGAGAAAUGGAAAGUUAAAGGAUGUAUAUCGGAUAUUCCGUCGUAUCCCUUUGAGCAGUACUUCAAAUCCUUCGUCUUCCACACUCUGCUCAUUAAGCCGGAGAUCAGUCAGGCUAUCACCAAAGUGCGCACUGAAUGUCAGAGGGUGACCUCCAUGUCCUUGUUCAACUCGACGACCUUGAAGUCGGCGAAGGUCGAAGAAUUUGAGCAGAUUCAAUCGCAGGCCACAGCACAGGUUUCAUUGUUUAUGAGGGACAGUUGGAUAGCAACAUUGAGAGUAGCCAUCAGGACUUCACUGAGAGAUCUAGGCAAAGGUUGGUUCAAUUUGUACGAGAAGAACUGGACCGUGUACCAGAUAUCGAAGAUGAAGAGGUUCAUGGACGUGAUUAAGUUCUACAUGCAGGACGCUCUGAGGUAUUUAGUCCAGGAUUCACUGUCCAGUUUUGUGCAGAUGGUCCUGGAUGCCUGCCACUCAACCAUGCAUCUCAGCGAGGACUUCAGAUGGGAAGGUGACCUGCUGACCAGCCCGUUCAAACCGAAGCGGAAUCCGCUAAUAAAUUUAGAGAUCGGAAUCGAAAACAACGAAGUCGUCUUCUCCUAUCCAAUCAAUCAGAUCCCGAUGGUAUUCGUGAACCUCUUCAACAAAGGCAUCCAGUCUGUUCAAAAUAUACCGCAGCUAGAAAAGUUGGUCUUGGAGGAUAUUUUAUUCCCUGAUUCAACGUACCUAGAGGCCGUUGGGAUGUAUGAGCCCGCCAUUGAGGAACUUCGAAAGAUAUUGACUGUAGUUGUGAUGAAAUCGUUGAUCCCGAUGAACUCCUAUGCUACUCAAUACGAACAGUACAUUCCUAUCAUUCAGCUGGAUGCAAAUGCAUUUCUCAAAGAGCUAGAGAACAAAGGCACACCGCCUCUGGAGUUGAAAAAUAAGAUCGAGAUGUAUGAAGAGAUGCAAGACAUUAUCAAAGCGCGCCUGCCGAACUCAAUCGUAAUAGGUAUGUUCCACUUGAGUGUAGAUAAUCUGCGACAGAGGAUCGUCAAAAAGGCCUGUGAAGAGUACAAAAUGAUAAGUAGGAAACUGUUCGAGAGGCCGAACUGCAUUGAGGAAGUGGUUGAGAAAAGAGAUUGGAUACGGACCAUUCCCAUGAAACUAGAGGAAUACAUGGGUGUGGCCAGCAAAGCAAUGGAAGAUUACGAUUUAAUUGAAGGCUUUAAUUACAACUUAUCCAAUGAAGAUUUUGCCAUCAAGUGGAAUACGGUUGGCUGGCCGCACAAGAUCAACUUGCAGAUAGAGUACGCCCUUCAAUCACUGAGCGACGACGAGGAAAAGUACAAGAAGUUGCAGAUGCACGUGGCCAACAUACCGGGCCUGGUGGACAUAGGCAAGGCUCAUGAAUAUGCAAAUCAGUGCAGAAGGCUGUACAAGGAGUUGAAGGAGGCCCAAGCGGACUCAGCCAAAUACAACAGCAGAGAAAAACUAUUCAACAUGCCAAUCACAUCGUACGAGAAAGUUAACAGCCUUAUAAAGGAUUUCGAACAGUAUCGGCUGCUCUGGGUGACGACUUCUGAUUGGUUGAGAUGGUACGAUAGCUGGAUGAACGAUCCGUUACAAUCUCUAGAUCCGGAUUUCAUUGAGAAAAACUUGACAGACGAACUCGGUUUCACUUUGAACACCAAGUCGGAUAUAACCUUUGCCAAGUGCCUGGACAUGAAACUUCAAGACCACGUUGAGGCCAUUGAGAAGGUUGCCGAGAUCGCUAGCAAGGAGUACAGCAUUGAAAAAAUACUGGACAAGAUGUCUAGCGAUUGGGAGAACGUUAAUUUCGAGAUCCUGUCAUACAAACAGACCGGGACAUUCAUCAUUAAGAUAUCGGACGACAUCAGCCAAAUGUUGGACGACCACAUUUCCACCACUCAGAGUCUGUCUUUCAGUCAAUUUAAGCAGACCUUUGAAGAACGAAUUCAGAAGUGGGAGUCUAGACUGACUACUUGUCAAGAAGUGCUAGACAUGUGGCUGACGGUUCAGAAGCAGUGGCUUUACUUGGAGCCGAUUUUCAGCUCGGAGGACAUCGUCAGGCAGCUUCCGGUGGAGAGCAAACGCUUCCAAACUGUCGACAGAUCUUGGAGGAAGAUUAUCAAGAUGGCCGUUGAAGACCCAAGGGUCAUCUCCAUAUGCGGUAACCUCUCGCUGUUGAUGAGCCUGACGGAGUGCCAUCACUUCCUGGAACAAGUUGAGAAGGGGCUCAGCGAUUAUUUGGAAACUAAGAGGAUGGUGACGUUUGGACCAGACAAGUCCAUCAUGGAGAUGAUAUCAGGUGACGGCGAGAUAGUCCCGUUUAGAAAAGAGUGCUUCAAACCGGAAGGAAAUGUCGAGAACUGGAUGCUGAAGCUGGAGGAGGCGAUGAGAAAGUCACUGAAGCAACUUCUCAAAGAUGCUCUUGAUGAUUAUAUCGAGACACCACGUGACGAGUGGGUGCUGAAGUGGCCGGGGCAGCUGGUGAUAGCCGGGGCACAAGCAUACUGGUCAGCUCAGGUCACUGAAGCCAUCAGCAGUGGAACUCUCAACUCCUACCUUGAGAAACUUUUGGCACAGUUGGACGGCUUGAGGAGGCUUGUAAGCUUUGGGAUACUGACGAAAAUGUCGCGGGAGAUCCUUUCGGCCCUCAUUGUCAUUGAGGUGCAUGCCAGGGACGUCGUCUCGAACAUGGCAGAUCAACUUGUAAAAAACGUCAAUGACUUUGAAUAUUAUUGGAUGAAUGAUGAUUUCUUCAUUCGUGCCGUCAACGCUGAGUUCCCUUACGGUUUUGAGUACCUCGGCAACUCUGAUGAUGACAACAACGAUAGUAAAUACUGCUGUGAUGAUGGUGUCGAAUUGAAAGAGGAAUGA